Molecule: messenger RNA, 578 nt
Organism: Clunio marinus
Lineage: Eukaryota; Metazoa; Arthropoda; Insecta; Diptera; Chironomidae
Source: the annotation of a GenBank genome assembly
ACAAUACAUAUUUAAAAAUAACAUGACCGCACCUUCAAAAUAAUUUUUUUCAAUUUAUUCAAUUUCUGCAUCAUUAUUUCCUAGAUUCAAGGAAUUAACAAAUUAAUUAAGUAGAGACACGAAAACUAUAAUGACCGGGGGAAUAAUUCUAGCUGGACUUACAGCUGCUGCAAUAGGAUUCGGAGGACGUUACUUAAUGCGACAGAUGCCCAAUGCCUCGUCAAAAAUGGCUGAAGCAAUGAGAAACCUUCCGAAAUUUGAUUCAGAAUCUUUAGCAUCUUCCAAAUAUUAUCGUGGUGGUUUUGAUCCCAAAAUGAAUAAAAGAGAAGCUUCAUUGAUACUAGGUGUUAGUCCUUCAGCCUCUAAAAUAAAGAUCAAAGAUGCUCAUAAGAGAAUAAUGCUUUUAAAUCAUCCAGAUCGUGGUGGAUCGCCAUAUUUAGCAGCGAAGAUUAACGAAGCGAAAGAUCUUAUGGACAGUCAAAAAUAAAAAUUUUAAUAAAUUCUCUAAAUGAAUUUUAAUUAUGUUAUAGAUUAGUAAAUAUUUUCUUGUAAAUAAAGUUGAUUACAAUUGUCAUAAA